GCGGCGGUCCAUGGCACAGGCGCGGUCGAGCCGUCCCUGCAGCCCGCGGGAGGAGGAGGAGGAGGGCGAGGGGGGGGGAGAAGAUGCCGGGGAAGCUGAAGGUCAAGAUCGUGGCAGGGCGCCAUUUGCCGGUGAUGGACCGCGCCAGCGACCUGACCGACGCCUUCGUGGAGGUGAAAUUUGGAAAUACAACAUUUAAGACAGAUGUGUAUCCCAAAUCACUUAAUCCUCAGUGGAAUUCCGAGUGGUUCAAAUUUGAAGUGGAUGAUGAAGAGCUACAGGAUGAGCCUCUCCAGAUCACAGUUCUUGAUCAUGACACCUACAGUGCCAAUGAUGCCAUUGGCAAAGUGUACAUAGAUAUUGAUCCUUUGCUCUACAGUGAAGCAGCUACAGUUAUUUCGGGAUGGUUUCCAAUUUAUGAUACUAUUCAUGGUAUACGUGGGGAGAUCAACGUGGUGGUGAAAGUAGAUCUCUUCAAUGACUUAAACAGAUUUAGGCAGUCAUCCUGUGGAGUCAAAUUUUUUUGCACCACAUCUAUUCCUAAGUGUUACAGAGCAGUAAUAAUUCACGGAUUUGUGGAAGAACUUGUAGUUAAUGAAGACCCAGAAUACCAGUGGAUAGACCGAAUUCGUACUCCAAGGGCAUCGAAUGAGGCCAGACAAAGACUUAUUUCACUCAUGUCAGGUGAACUGCAAAGGAAGAUUGGCUUGAAGGUGCUUGAAAUGAGAGGAAAUGCUGUUGUUGGUUAUUUGCAGUGUUUUGAUUUGGAGGGAGAGUCUGGACUGGUAGUGCGAGCCAUAGGAACAGCCUGCACGUUGGAUAAAUUAAGUAACACAUCAGCAUUUUUACCUGCAUGUAACUCCCCAUCCAAAGAAAUGAAGGAGAUUCCUUUCAAUGAAGAUCCCAAUCCCAAUACUCAUUCAUCAGGACCCUCCACCCCUCUGAAAAACCAAACCUAUUCCUUUUCACCUUCCAAGUCCUACAGUCGACAGUCCUCUUCUUCUGACACAGAUUUGAGUUUGACACCCAAAACUGCACCUUCCCCACAGGGACCUAGGAUUUUCCUGUUUCCCAGCUCCCCUACACUCUCUUGUGAUUCCCCACAUCUUAAAAAGUCCUGUCUCCUCCUCUCGGGGUCUAGCAUUAAACCUCUACACUCUAGCCAUGUCAGCCCAGUUGUUCUGAGGAAAAGUGUUUCUUUCACUGAAGAGCUGCUUCUGGCUGCUUCUGGAAUGGGCAGUGGGAGUGCUGGAAAAGAAGGGGGGCCAUUUAAAACUCUUUUAAGACAACAGACUCAGUCAGCUCUGGAACAAAGGGAAUUUCCAUUUUUUACCCUGACGACCUUCCCACCAGGCUUUCUUGUCCACGUUGGUGGUGUUGUCAGUGCACGGUCUGUGAAGCUCCUGGAUCGCAUCCACAAUCCCGCCUUUGUCGGAAUUAUGGGUAACACAAGAUCAUACAAACUGCUAGACUGGAAUAGUUUCAAUUCAGAUGAACCAGAGACACGAGAUGCAUGGUGGGCAGAAAUCAGACAAGAAAUAAAAUCCCAUGCCAAGGCAUUGGGUUGUCAUGCUGUAGUGGGCUACAGUGAAUCAACUAGCAUUUGCGAAGAGGUCUGUAUUUUGUCCGCGUCUGGCACAGCAGCUGUACUGAACCCUAGGUUCCUUCAGGAUGGCACCAUGGAAGGCUGUUUGGAACAAAGGUUGUCAUGGCAGCCUGGCUUCUUUUCCAUAGGGUCAGAGAAGGGAGAGGUUGAUUUUUUUCCUCAGAGCCAAGAUAGUUCUUCUCUAUUAGGGAUUGAAGAAGCUUCACCACCAGGUUGUGGAUUUUGCCAUAUACCAUAUGAUGAAUUGAACAUGCCAUUCCCUGCUCACCUCACUUACUGUUACAACUGCAGGAAGCAAAAAGUUCCUGAUGUCCUUUUCACCACAAUUGAUCUUCCAGUAGAAGCAAUAGUUAUUGGGAAGGGAUGUCUUAUUCAAGCCAGGUUAUGCCGUCUGAAGAAGAAAGCUCAAGCUGAAGCAAAUGCAACCUCUAUCAGUAACCUCCUGCCAUUUAUGGAAUAUGAAGUGCACACACAGCUGAUGAAUAAACUGAAGCUGAGAGGAAUGAAUGCUCUGUUUGGGCUGAGAAUCCAGAUCACCGUGGGGGAAAAUAUGCUAAUGGGGUUAGCAUCUGCAACAGGUGUUUAUCUAGCAGCUUUGCCAACACCUGGUGGUAUUCAGAUUGCUGGGAAGACUCCAAAUGAUGGCACCUAUGAGCAGCACAUAUCUCAUAUGCAAAAGAAAAUAAAUGACACGAUAGCAAAAAACAAGGAACUUUAUGAGAUUAAUCCUCCAGAACUACCUGAAGAAAUCAUAGGGUCUCCCAUUCCAGAGCCAAGACAACGUUCCAGACUAUUAAGAUCCCAGUCAGAGAGCUCUGAUGAAGUUACAGAGCUUGACCUUUCACAUGGGAAAAAGGAUGCUUUUGUCUUGGAGAUUGAUGAUACAGAUGCAAUGGAAGACGUGCAUUCUUUACUGACAGAUGUUCCACCACCUUCUGGUUUUUACAGUUGCAACACGGAAAUUAUGCCUGGUAUAAAUAACUGGACACCGGAAAUUCAAAUGUUCACUGCAGUAAGAGUAUCCAGAUUAAGCAACAUUAAUCCAACAAAUCAAACACUUAAUAAGAACUUUAAUGAUCUCUGUGAGAAUCUGUUGAAGAGCUUGUAUUUUAAACUCCGAUCGAUGGUUCCCUGCUGUCUUUGCCAUGUAAACUUCACAGUUGCUCUACCAGAGGAUGAAUUAGUUCAGAUUGCAGUCACAGCUGUUGCAAUUACAUAUGACAAAAACCAAGCGUUACAAACCAACAAAGCCCCUACAGAAAAGUCACAACAAAGAGCAUCUACAGACAAUGAAGAACAGCUACAAUUUCCAUUGGAACUUUGCUCUGAUCCGCUUGCUUCUCAACCAUUCUCUCCAGCUAAAGAAACCUUGGAGGGUGCAAGCUCCCACACAGGUAUUCCUGCUGCUCAGAGAGCAACGUCAGUUGAUUACAGUUCCUUUGCAGACAGAUGCAACAACUGGAUAGAGCUCAUUAAACUGAAAGCUCAGACCAUAAGGCGCGGAUCAAUUAAGACAACUGCUUCACUUGAUAAAGCAAGUCCACUGGCUGAGGGAUACUUACGGCACCGUUCUGUUCCGUCGUGCACCAAUUCUACCGUCUCAGUUGUUAAGAUGACACCUCUUUCUUUUCUUCCUGGGGCUAAAAUAACCAAAUACCUUGGGAUAAUCAACAUGUUUUUUAUACGAGAAACCACUUCUUUGCGUGAGGAGGGUGGUGUCAGUGGUUUUCUCCAUGCUUUUAUUGCUGAAGUGUUUGCAAUGGUGAGAGCUCACGUUGCAGCUCUAGGGGGGAAUGCAGUUGUCUCCUACAUAAUGAAGCAGUGUGUUUUCAUGGAGAAUCCAAACAAAAAUCAGGCUCAGUGUUUAAUAAAUGUCAGUGGCGACGCCGUCAUAUUUGUCCGUGAGUCUGAGCUGGAAAUGUUACCAGCACAGCCUUCUACGGCUGUUCCUCAGCCCACAAGUUCUGCAGGAGAUGUCACAACAUGAAGACAGAAAAAGUGGAAUAGUCUCUGCCAAAUAUGAAGAUUAUUUAAAACGUGGGAAUGUUUAGGUUUGCAUCUUCAAAAUCAGUCUCCGUAACAUUCAUAGCCAAAAUCCAAGACAAUCACCUUUUUUUGUUGUUUUUUUUUUUUUGGUUUUUUUUUGUGGUCUAACUUUAUGUAAGAGUCAGGGCAGGUGUGCACUGGUUCCUUUGUUACAAUUCCAGGCUGCAGUGAAACCUAGGGAGCAGGUGAAGCACUGAUAGGAGAGUGUGGAUUAGAAUAGCAGGCAUCACAUGGAACUGUGGAAUUAAGCAAGAAUUCUGUUGUAUUUUUGAGCUGUUCAACAGGACCACAGUAAGUUGUAAUUCAGAACCACUUCUGAGGUUGGGUGUCAUAUGAGCUGACUUUCAGGUUGAGGUGGGAAGGAGGUGAUUGUGUUAGCAGCCUUUGUCCAAGGACCAAGAGAUUUGUAUCCAGGCCAAGAAAAUGCAGGCUGGAGCCUGAAUUUCCCUUAGACUGUAGAGUGUGAAGAGGAAAAAGCAGCACCAAAAAGUCACAGUUUAAAUUUCUGCACACUAAAACUAUUUUUUCUUUUUUCUUUUGUUUUUCUUUUUCUCUUUGUUUCUCCUUUUUUUUUUAAUGUUGGGGGGUUUUAUUUUGUUUUUAUUUUUAUGGACUGUUUGUGAACUGCUGGCUUAUUUUUUUUAUAAUCAUUACUAUACAGCAGAUGUUUGGGGUGGGUAUUUGAGAGGGGUUUUCUGUUGUUUUUGUUUUAGUUUGGUUUUUUGCUUUUGUUUUGGUUUUGUUUGUUUGGGGGUUUUGUUUGGUUGGUUUUGUUUGGGGUUUUGUUUUUUUGUUUUCGUUUUUUGUUUCUUGGGUUUUUUUGGUUUUUUGUUCUUUGUUUUUAAAAAGCUGCUAGUGCAGUGUUCCUGGGCAUGCCUGUCAUGGGGGGAAAAAAAAAAAGAACAAAAAGUUCCAAAGUGUGUUUGGUGCUAUUAAGUGAUGUUCACUUCAAUAUUGACAAAACAAGUCUUUCUGUUAUUUAAGGUUUUGUGGAAGAAUUGUCCUGAGGUUCAUUUUCUUAAGGCAUGAAUGAUCUCUUGCAGGGAUGACAUAAACUGUCCCCCAAAAGUCAGUUGUGCAGAGGUUAUUCUGCAGCUUCCCAUUAAACAUGUGGGAAAUGCCUGGCUGAUUGGAGGUUGAUUUAUGUCUGUGACACUGGUUUCUGCAGGUUGGUUUUGUGAAAGGGGUUUUGUUUGGGGUUUCCUGUUUGGUUUUGUUCUUUUCCAGUACUGUAGCUGGGAAAUGAAGGUACUGCAAAGAAAGGAAAUUUGUCGUUUCCAGUAAAUGUCUGAAAGGUGGUGAUAUUUUAAUGUAACAAAAAAAUGCAAACUUUGAUUUGAAGAUGCAUUCUUACUUAAUUCUGACAAUAUCGUACAUGGAACUUGAACAAAGGUGUAAACUUGAAUGUAAAUAUCCUGUUUAGUGUUGAAAUUAUACAAUGGCAUGAUUAUUUGUUAAAACUAAUUAUUUCAUUGUAAAUGAGCAUGGAAAAUCAUUCUUGCACAAUAAAUUUCUUUAUAAAA
Molecule: messenger RNA, 5175 nt
Organism: Chiroxiphia lanceolata (lance-tailed manakin)
Lineage: Eukaryota; Metazoa; Chordata; Aves; Passeriformes; Pipridae
Gene: C2CD5
Product: C2 calcium dependent domain containing 5
Exons: 28
Coding region: 84-3593 (1169 amino acids)
Biological process (GO): positive regulation of D-glucose transmembrane transport; positive regulation of protein targeting to membrane; positive regulation of vesicle fusion
Cellular component (GO): plasma membrane
Molecular function (GO): calcium ion binding; calcium-dependent phospholipid binding
Source: RefSeq, a predicted model, not a curated record